Messenger RNA from Drosophila serrata, 1670 nucleotides. Its product is annotated as apyrase. Gene Ontology annotation, molecular function: UDP phosphatase activity; calcium ion binding; GDP phosphatase activity. Lineage: Eukaryota; Metazoa; Arthropoda; Insecta; Diptera; Drosophilidae. The record is from RefSeq and is a predicted model, not a curated record. Gene Ontology annotation, biological process: proteoglycan biosynthetic process.
UUACUCAUUUAGUGAAGUUGUAAAAUCAUCGUUGGUAAUCAAGAAAAUAUCGAAACAUCGAUUAGCGACUGUGCUCAGCUAACAGCUGUACCGCCAGCUGUGUACCUGCGGCUGCAACGGGCACACCAUACCAGCAUCCAAACAAAAGUCCACAGACGAAGAAAAUUCGACACAUCACCGCUCACCGCCGAGAUCUUGCUGACGUGCGACCAGCUAGAUGCAGAGCCAGAGCCCCGCUUUCGUCUACAAGGAACGGGAACUCGCGGAUCACUCGCCGCGCGCCAUGUAUAUGCGCGACUGGCGGUCGGCCCUGCGGACGCCCACGUAUAGGAUCGGGAAUCGGACGGUGCGCUUCAACUACCACUUCGCCUUGCUGAUAGCCUGCGCCCUUGGUCUGAUCCUGCUCUUCUACUUUGCACGCCAGGGCUCGCAGUCGUCCUCCGACGGCUACUGGCUACGUCGCAGCUUCGCAAAUGCCCGCAGCCUAGACAAUGGGCCGGUGGGCCAUACCUACAAUGCCACAUAUCCACUCACGCCCCCGAUGGUGCUGCGUGGCGGGGUGAUCAACUACCGGAUAGCCAUGAUUGCCGACUUGGAUACCAAUUCCAAGUUAAAGAAGAGCGAUGGCAGCACUACAUGGCGGAGUUACCUCAAGAAGGGCUACCUCACAUACACGGUGGCCAAGGCGGAAAUUCAAAUCAGUUGGGAUGAUGGGGCACCCACAGUCCUCGAAUCUGCGUUUGCCCUUAAGGGCCGUGGCAUGGAGCUUUCCGAGCUGGUGACCUUUAACGGCCGCCUGCUCAGUUUCGACGAUCGUACCGGAUUAAUAUACGAAAUAGUUAACGACAAGGCCAUUCCCUGGGUGAUCCUGCUGGAUGGCGACGGGCACAAUGCCAAGGGGUUCAAGUCCGAAUGGGCCACGGUGAAGCAGGACACCCUUUACGUGGGUUCCAUGGGCAAGGAGUGGACGACGAGUGCGGGCGACUUUGAGAACUACAAUCCCAUGUACGUGAAGGCAAUAACGACUGGAGGAGAGGUACGCUCCCUAAACUGGGUGGACAACUUCAAGCAGCUCCGGCUGCAGUCUCAGCAGAUUUCCUGGCCGGGCUACAUGAUCCAUGAGAGUGGCGCAUGGUCGGAGGAAAAGAAGCGUUGGUUUUUCCUGCCACGACGAUGUUCCAAAGAAAAAUACAACGAAACCAAGGAUGAGCACAUGGGCUGUAAUGUCCUGGUCUCUGCCGACGAAAGCUUUACUCAGAUCGAGACCGUGCGGCUUGAUCCUGAGAACACAAUGCCCACGCAUGGGUUCUCCAGCUUCAAAUUCCUGCCCGGCACCGAUGAUUCCAUCAUUGUGGCCCUGAAAUCAGAGGAACUGAAUGGCAAAACUGCUACCUUCAUCACAGCCUUCGAUACGACGGGCAGGACGCUGUUGCCCGAGGUGCGGAUCGAGACGGAGUACAAAUACGAGGGCUUUGAGUUCAUUUAGCUUGAGUCAGCUCAACUCAGCUCCAGUUCCAAGCGUGUACAUAAUGUAUUAAUGCCCAUAUAAAGUAAGUUUAAUAUUUAUAGUUAGUCAAGGGAUGCUCAGCUCUUAUCUGCCUCAUCAUGACCCGUGACUCCUUGUCUUGUCUUUGUACCAUAGCACAAAUCAAAUUUUAGUUUAUGUUUAA